Molecule: messenger RNA, 4207 nt
Organism: Aphis gossypii (cotton aphid)
Lineage: Eukaryota; Metazoa; Arthropoda; Insecta; Hemiptera; Aphididae
Product: TBC domain-containing protein kinase-like protein
Exons: 2
Coding region: 195-2654 (819 amino acids)
Biological process (GO): protein phosphorylation; activation of GTPase activity
Molecular function (GO): protein kinase activity; ATP binding; GTPase activator activity
Source: RefSeq, a predicted model, not a curated record
AAUGUAUUUGAAAAAUCUGAAUAACAAGUAGUAUAAAAUAAUAGAUAACGCCUUCACUCAUUAUUUUUACUUCUAUUUAAAUGUUUAAAUUUGGUAAUUUACACAGUAGUGAUUUGAACAAUAUUAUUUUUAAUACAUACAAUAUACUAUAAUAGAUGUUCCUUUUAACUUAUAAAUUCCAUUAAACAUUUAUCAUGACUUGCAACUGUGUGGAUGCUCCUGUUCCUCCGUUGUUUGGCGUUCAAACUUUAUUUGCUGCUCAACAUACUUCAGAGUCUUGUGGUGCUAAUGGUUUACCAUUAACUCCUAAUUCUAUUACAAUUUUAGGAAAUGCUCAAAAACUUAAGACUUUAAAUCAUCCAAAUUUAGUGUCACAUUUGGAUUUUAUUCGGAAACAGCAUGGCCGCAUCAUUUUGGUCUCUCAAUAUUUUAACCGAUCUCUAUGGACUGAAUCAAAAAACUUUUCAUUACUAAUACCAUUAGAGAAAGUACUAAGUUGGACUCAUAAAGUAUUAUCUGCAUUGACUUAUUUAAACAAUAAUGGUUUAGUACAUCGAUUUUUAACUCCUCAAUACAUAUUAUUAGAUGAAGAAGAUAAUGUUAAACUAUUUAAUUAUGGGAUUUAUUAUAUGACAAAUAGUGGUAAAAAUAUUACUUUUCCUAUUGGAAAACUUAAAUAUACUGCACCUGAAGUAUUAGUUCUCGAUAGAGCUUCAAAUAAAUCUGGUCCUAAAACAGAUUCCUGGUCAUUGGGUAUUAUUGUUUUAGAAUUGUUGUUGGGAGCACAACUUUGGCCAACACUUAAGCUUAGUCAGAUAAUUCGUAAAAUAUUAUCGUUAACACAUUGUACUGAUGUUGUGAUGAGACUUGCUCGUGAAAUGGGUCGUUUGACUAUUUAUCAGUCAUUACCUACUGAAUUGAAAGACUUUCUCAGUAAAUGUAUUUGUAUGGAUGCUACUAAAAGAAUGUGCCCAAAAGAAUUAUAUGAUCAUAAGAUAUUUUCUCUUUAUGAGUAUUCAAAAAUAUUAUCAAAUAAAUGUUAUUCAUGUAAACAUCCAUUGCGUCAAAUGAAACUGAACCAAGUCUAUUAUUUAUGGAAACUUGCUGGUGGAGAUGUUGAAUGGGCAUUAAAAAAAAAAGGCUUAUUAAGAAAUGAAUCAUCUAUUUUACUUUUACCUCGACUGAUCAUUCUUGAAGGAACAUUGUAUGGUAAUACACGUAACCAAAGUUGUUUACUAGACUUACAGAUAAUUGAGCUAUCUUUAGACCUAUUGGUAAAUAGGCUUCAACAUCUAAAAAUAACAGAUUAUGAUCCUUUAAUUGAUCAAAUUAAAGAAUGCGAUGAUACUACUGAUAAGUUACCGCUAGUCAUUCGUGAAAAAGACACUGAAUAUCAGUUUCAUCGAAUUGUCUUGUUUGAUCGUUUAUUAUCAUCUUUUCCUUUCAAAUUGGACAAAUUAAUCACUGAAGCAAAGAAAGAUAUUCCGCCAUAUUUCAGAGGAGAAAUUUGGGCAUGUUUGUUGAAUGUUUGCGGUGAUACAGAAAACACUUAUUUGUCAAUAGAUAAAGAAACUGCUGGUGUAACAGAUAGACAAAUCGAAGUUGAUAUACCAAGAUGCCAUCAAUAUAAUGAUCUAUUGUCGUCUUCAGUAGCUCAUAAAAAAUUAAAAAGAGUUUUAAAAGCAUGGCUUGUUAGUCAUCCCGAAUAUGUUUAUUGGCAAGGAUUAGAUUCAUUGUGUGCACCAUUUGUUUAUUUAAACUUUUGCAAAGAACAUGUAGCCUAUGCAUGUUUAACGGCAUUCGUGAAAAAAUAUUUAAAUGAUGUAUUUUUACGUGACAACUCUGCUGUUAUUCGAGAAUAUUUAAUAAAAUUAUUUCAUUUAAUUGCAUUUCAUGAUCCACAAUUAGCAAAUCACUUGGAUGACAAAGGUUUCAUACCAGAUUUAUUUGCUAUACCUUGGUUUUUAACAAUGUUUUCCCAUGUGUUUCCCAUGCAUAAAAUAUUUCAUCUUUGGGAUAAACUCUUACUAGGUGAUUCGUCAUAUCCGUUGUUUGUAGGAUUAUCAAUCCUUACUCAGUUACGCAGUACCCUAUUAAAUUCUGGGUUUAAUGAGUGUAUAUUAUUGUUUUCGGACUUACCAGAAGUGGACAUCGAGAAGUGCGUUUUAGAAUCAUCUAAGUUUAGUGACGUAACACCAAGGUCAAUUACAUUUAGAAAACAUGAGUUCAGAACUGAAACUCGAGAGCAUGAUCCAUGUUUAAUUUAUGAAAUAUUGCAAAAUGAAUUUAGUCCUAGAAUAAGUGUUUAUGAUUUGCAAGAAUUAAAAAAGUCCAGCCAUAAAUUUUUGGUUGUGGACUCGAGAGCACAAGAAUGUUACAUAGAAAAGAGUAUACCGGGUAGUUUAAAUAUUCCUGUUAAGGAAGAAGACUUUGCCGAUGAAAAUUUUGAUUUAGAGCCUAGCCCAGAAUUAAGUGCCUUAGUUAAUAAUAGAGGUAGUGUAUUAAUAGUGGUUGACAAUGAUAAUGAAUUAAAUAAAGUUAACAAGUUUUGUAGAUUUUUGGUGAAAAAAGAAUACCCAAAAGUAUGCAGUUUGCAUGGAGGUAUUGAGGUGUUAGAAACUUUUAAUAUUUUGGUACCAGCUAUACUAUUUUGAUUCAUCAUAGAAAUAUUAUUUUAUGUAUUUUAUUUUAAUUCAAAUACGAAUUUAAAUAAUAAUUGUUAUUUUUUGUAUAGUAUUAAGUUUUAUUUUUUUUUUAUUGUGUUAUACUCCGAGUAUAUAUGAAGAUUUAAUAUUUUUAAUUAUGAAAUUUAUAUUAUAUAUUAUUGAGUGUGUUUAUUGUUAAUGUUAAUUGCAAUUUAUGUCCCAUUAAAAAAUAUUAUAUUUAUACACGUUUAUCAUAAAUAUUAUUUAUUUAUAAAUACAGAUAAAAACGUUAUAAACGUUAAAAUAAUUUACCAAUAUGUAUCAUUAUUAUUACUAUUGUAUAUUAUUAUUUAUUAAUAUACUUAUUGAAAUGUGUAAAAAUAUUUCAUGUUCUUAUGUUCAAUAUUUUGAAUAACUACUUUUAAUAGCUUAACAUUUUUGAAAAAUAAUAUUUGAAUUAUUGACAAUAUUUGGUUCAUUCAUUAUAUUUUAUAUGUUUUAAUAUAUAAGAAAUUGAUUUAAUUCUAAUUUUGAGUAUAUUAUAAUAUGUAACAAUUAGUAAGUUCAAAGAAAAAAUUAUUAGAAUAGUGAUUUUAUUUGUAUACAGGUCAAUUUCAUUUGCAUUUUUUAAUAUUUAACUCGAUGUAUUAAAACAUUAAAACAUUUAUAUUAGAUGUACAUUUAAAUAACUUAUAAUAUUAAUUUUUUAAAACUUUUUCAGUGAUAUUUUAUAACUAAUUAUAACUAAAUAUAUUAUAUAUUGUAAAGAUUGAAUUAUUUAAUUAACUUGGUACCUAAGAUAUUUUAUACUUAAUCAUCAUUUUUAUGUAAUUUACCUGGCUGUACCUUGAGUUAUAAUUUUUAUUUAACAUAUUUAUUUUUUUUGUAAUGUCUUUCUUCACAAAACUUGUAAGCAUAUAAUAUAUAUUUUUCAAUUUUUCAUAUUCAUUAUUCAUGUUUAUAUUAAUCAUAUUAAUCUAAUUUGAAUGAAUUUGGUUAAUAUUUUAUAUGUUGUAAAAAUGUUAUUUGUCAAAUUAUCAAGUUCCUUUAAAUCUAAAAUAAAUGUUUAUUUGUUGUUAACUUUCAUGUUUCUUUAAAAACCUAUUUGUUAUUCAACUGCGUUAAGUAAUUACUUAUUACCAUAAUAUAUUUUAUUUAAUUUUAAUAACAUUUUUUUUAUUAUUAUUGUAUUUAAUAGUUAUUAUAUAAUCUACAAAAUAAAUGUUCUGUUUCAUUAUUAAUUUCAAGUUUAUUAACUUAACUUUAACUGUUGAACACUUUCAUCCCCUCAUAUUUAAUACUACCUAUAUAACAGUGAUAUUUUUAAUAUUGUUCACACAACUGCUGCCUAUUGUAGUAGACUAUAACAAUAAAAUUAGUACCUAUAAAGUGUAAUACCACAUGUCUAUUUAUGUAUAAUUUAUAUUAAUAUUAAUAUAUUUGUAUUUUUAAACAGCUGUGAAUUGUGAUAGUGUGAUUGUAUUUUGUAAAUUAAAUUUAUACCUAUUUUACCAUUUUGACGAGAUUAUUAAAUUAUUCAAUAAAAUGCAAAUUCUGUAUUU